CGGCGCGGUGACGUCAUAGACGCCUGUCGGGUGUUGACUGAAACAAAAACAGAAGAAGACGGGAGGCGAAGAGCGAGGCGGCUUUUAUCGCGGGAACCGGCUCGAGAGCGGCUGAGAGCCGCCGGCCACUGCCCGUCAGGCUCGAGGUGAUAAAUGACUGAAGUAAAGUGAAAGCCGAAGGAAGUGGCAGUAACAACAUGAAGUUGUAUGUAUUUCUGGUUAACACUGGAACAACUCUUACAUUUGACACAGAACUUGCUGUACAGACUGUUGCAGAUCUUAAACAUGCCAUCCAAACUAAAUAUAAGAUUGCAACUCAGCAUCAAGUUUUGGUCGUCAAUGGAGGAGAAUGCAUGGUUGCCGAUAGGCGUGUUUGUAGCUACAGUGCUGGGACGGAUACAAAUCCCAUAUUUCUGUACAACAAAGAGAUGAUUCUAUGUGACCGUGCACCAACCAUACCUAAGACGACAUUUUCUGCAGAAAAUGAAAUGGGGCUGAAGGUAGAGGAGUCGCUUAUGAUGCCAGCUGUAUUUCACACAGUAGCCUCUAGAACUCAGCUUGCUGUGGAGAUGUAUGAAGUUGCAAAGAAGCUUUGUUCAUUCUGUGAAAGAUUGGUCCACGAUGAGCACCUUCAGCAUCAAGGUUGGGCUGCCAUUAUGGCCAAUUUGGAGGACUGCACCCAUUCUUUUCAAAAGCUGCUGGCAAAGUUUGAAAAUGCAUACAGCAAUUAUGAACGUUCUGUGGAAGAUAUUAAGCAAAAACUUACAAACCUAGGCACAGCAGUCUCGGUAAUGGCUAAGAUACCACUAUUGGAGUGCCUGACCAGACACAGUUAUCGAGAAUGUCAGGAAAGACUGAAAUUACCUACAGAAAAAGAAAGCACAGAGAAAGAAAGCACGGAAGAAGAAACUGAAGAUGAGAGGUCCAGCAGUUCGGUACUUUGUUCUGUUAAAUCUGCAGUUAACAGGAAAUCACCCUCUAGUUCUAUAUCAUUUGGACAUUCUGUGCAGAACAGUGUUAUUCAACAGGAAGAAAAGGACAACGAGACCAACGAUGAAAGAGCUCAGAAGACUGCAGCAGAAGAUGAAUUUAAAGAAGAAAUGGAUGACCAAGCUUUCUUCAAUGUCUCCUUAUUGGACUGGAUUAAUGUACAAGAUAGACCAAAUGAUGUGGAAUCGUUGGUCAGGAAAUGCUUUGAUUCAAUGAACCGACUUGAUCCAGAAAUUCUUCAGCCGUUUUUGACAGACUGUCGUGAAACAAUUGCCAAACUUGAUAAUCAGAACAUGAAGGCAAUUAAGGGACUCGAGGACCGACUAUAUGCCCUGGAUCAAAUGAUAGCCAGCUGUAACAGACUGGUGAAUGAACAAAAAGAAUUAGCUCAGGGAUUUUUAGCUAAUCAGAAGAGAGCUGAAAACCUGAAAGACCCAUCUGUUCUUCCUGAUUUAUGCCUGAGUCAUGCAAAUCAGUUAAUGAUUAUGUUAACAAACCACAAGAAACUGCUGGAUAUUAAACAGAAAUGUACCACUGCUAAGCAGGAACUUGCAAACAACUUGCAAGUCAGAUUGAAGUGGUGCUGUUAUGUGAUGCUUCACGCAGAUCAGAAUGGUGAAAAACUCCAGGCUUUGCUACGGCUUCUGACAGAAUUGCAGGAGAGAGUCCGGAUUGUUGAGGCACUUAGUACUGUUCCGCAAAUGUACUGCCUCGCUGUUGUUGAGGUAGUAAGGCGGAAAAUGUUCACUAAACAUUACAGGGAGUGGACCAGUGCUCUUGUAAAAGAGGGAAAGCAACUCUACGAAGCUGAGCGAGCAAAAAGGGAAUCAUUUGGAAAGCUGUUUAGAAGGUCAUUUCUUAGAAAUCGCUUGUUUAGGGGGCUUGACUCAUGGCCGCCAUCAUCAUUUUGUACAUACAAGCCUCGAAAGUUUGACUUUGAGCUUCCUGAUGUAUCCUUAGCUGACCUGCAGUUUCUGCAGUCAUGCUGUCCUUCAGAAGUUCAGCCUUUCCUCAGGAUUCCUACACUGUGUGACUUUGAGCCAUUACACCAGCAUAUUCAAAUUCUUCGUAAUUUGGUCAAAGCUGCUCAGAGUUUGGAUGAAAUGUCCCAGACUAUCACCGACUUACUGACUGAGCAAAAGGUGUCCCUUGAUCAACCCACUUUAACAACAGUAACAACACACAGGCUGGAAAGCACAAUCGGAACUAAAACUACCUCUUCCAGAGCCACAUCUACACUUAGCCUUCAGGGACCAAUCUGUCCACCUGCUAACGUUCCUGCCUCAUUAGAAGAGUUGUCUCCUGAUAGUAUUGAUGCCCAUACAUUUGAUUUUGAAACUAUUCCUCAUCCAAAUUUAGAACAAGUUCUCAAACAAGGAUCUAUAGAUAUGGACUCAUUGGCAGAAAGUCCAGAGUCUGAUUUUGUGUCAGCUGUAAACGAAUUUAUGAUUGAGGAGAACUUGACCUCACCCAACUUAAACAGUGAUCCACAAAGUCCUGAAAUGAUGCUUGAAUCAUUAUAUUCUUCAGUUAUUAAUGCAAUUGAUAAUAGACGUAUGCAGGAUACAACUUUUGGUGCAAGUGAGGACUCUAAACAUGUUGCAACUCUAAAAGUGCAUAUAGAAAAAUACAGGCUUGUCACUGAAAUGUCUCAGUUGCAUUUUAUAAACAUUAAAAAAGACCUUAACCAUUUCAGAGCACUUGUUCAGAAAGAGCAGUGUGAUUUUAGUAGUUCUAUGAAAAAUGUAAGUGAAGAAUUGAGAAGUAUAAUAGAAACUGUAAAAUGUAGGGUUGAGGCAGGAGCAAAGGAAAAUUAUCAACAAAGAUUAGAGAUUUUAAGGAAGGAUUAUGAAGAUCAAAUAGACAAAUGGAAUGUUGAGGCAGUAGCUGCUCAUCAAAAUGUAGAAAAGUUGAAAAAGGAUUUGUUGGAACUUGAAAAUUGUAUAAAACAGAAAGAUCAUGAGAUUGCUACGACAAGGACUAAAAGUGAAACUCUCUUGUGUUUACAAAUUAGUAAAGAUAAAGAAAUACAUGACUUGAUGGAAGAUAGAAAAAAACAAGAGACAGAAAUGCAAGAACUCAGACAAUCGAAAGCAAGUUUAUUAGAAGAAUUAAACAGACUUAACAUCAAGGCUGAUCAGAAGAUGGAGUGCUUAAGAGAAGAACUUCAGAAUCUUGAACAAAGUCAUCUGAAGGAUCUUGAAGAUAACCUGAAAGCCAGACAUCAACAGGAAAUGGAAAAGUUGAUGGCUGAUCACUGUAGUCAGCAAGAACAAAUCUUGAGGGAAAAUGAAACAAGGCUAGAUCAUGUGCAACAGUCCCUUACAUUAAAGCUCCAGGAGCGAGAACAAGAACUGAAUGAACUUAAAUUUAAAGUAUCUGAACUUUCUGACUUUAGAUGUAAGCUGGAAGUUGACUUGGCUUUGAAGGAAGCCGAAACUGAGGAAAUAAAGCAGCGUUUAAAAGAGAAUCAAGUCCAACAAGAGGAAAUCACAAAAUGUCAGGUUAUGAAAGAAACAGAGAAAUAUAACGAAGAGAUAACUGACUUGAAACACCAGCUUCAGAUAAAAAUUGAGGAGUACAAGUUAGGGCUUGCAGAAGAAAGAACACUAAUGACUAUAGAAAAAGAUCGGUGCAUUGCUGAGUUGUUAAACAGGCAAGAAGAAGAGAAGUCCCUACUUAAAUCAGAGCUAAGUAAAUGGGAUGCAAUGAGACAGCAAUCACUUGAUGUGGAAGCAACAUUAAAGGGACAAGUUGAAGAGCUCAGCACUAAGUUGGAAGAAUGUUUGAAAACGGUAGAAACCCAAAAGAAGGAAAUGGUGUCUGAAAAACAAAGAAUUGCCUUUGACAUGGAAGCAAAAUAUAAAUCUACUAUUCAUGGUCUUCAGGAGGAGAAGGAACAACUACUCAACAGUUUAAGCCAGGAGAGAGAGAAAUUUGUUGGAAAUAAAAUGCAUGAGGAUUGUGAACAAAAAAGACAAGCUCUCGAGCAAGAGUUGCAAAUAAAAAAUCAACAACUUGAAAGUCAAUUUGAAGAACGAAAUAGAGCUGAGAGGGAAGUUCCACUUUCAUCUGCAUCAGUGAGUUGGAGUCCUCCACCUAGUGCUAUUGCUGACCUGACAGGGAAAUUUCAAGAAGAGAAGGCUAACCUACUAGACCAACUAGAAAAAAGGAAUGAAGAACUUCAAAGCCUUAAAACAUCACUGAUAGCUGAACAACAGACCAACUUCAACACUGUUCUAACUCGGGAAAAGAUUAAGAGAGAACAAAUUAUCCAUGAGCUGAAUGACAAACUGAAAAAGCUAACCCAGCAACAAGAAAAGGAUAGAGUUUUGAUAGAAACCCUCUCUGCGGACAGAGCUACUUUGCUACAAGAAAAGAAAAAGCUUGAUGAGGAACUUAACAGACUACGAAGUAAUGUGCUGAUUUGUUCUGCCUUUUCAUCACCUGGAACCUCUGGAGCUGAGGCUCCUGCUGCUUCUGGGUCUGACAUUCCAUUUGAUUCAGAAAGACUUGCACCUGUUACUGCAGUAGUCGAGGAUGGCAGAAUAGACUCCGCACUGGAGGCAAGCACCAUGACUGUACGUGAAACCAUCCAAAUGUCUGAGGAAAAACAUAGGAUUAUGAUCUUAGAAAGAACAUUACAAAUGAAAGAAGAGGAGAAUAAACGUUUAAAUCAAAGAUUGAUGUCUCAGAGCAUGUCUUCUGUAUCUUCUAGACAUUCUGACAAAAUAGCUAUUCGAGAUUUCCAAGUUGGUGAUUUAGUGCUUAUUAUCUUGGAUGAACGUCAUGAUAACUACGUUCUAUUUACUGUUGGUCCAACCCUUUACUUCCUGCAUUCAGAGUCAUUGGGAGCAUUGGAUCUUAAGCCAGUUCCAGGUUCUUCUAGGAGACCUUGGGUACUUGGGAAAGUGAUGGAAAAAGAAUAUUGUCAAGCUAAAAAGGCUCAAAACAGAUUUAAAGUCCCUCUGGGAACAAAAUUCUACAGAGUGAAAGCAGUGUCCUGGAACAAGAAAGUAUAACAGUUAUGAAACCGACUGUUGUUAGCUCACUUUUCCUUUCUAUCACAGUUCCUUUAAGGCUUGUUGUGCUACAUUUGUUAUGCAGCUUCUGAAGAUACUUGGAAAAGAAGGGUGGCACAAAUGUAAUUCACAUCAGUAGAACCUUGCUGGAGCGAUGCUUCAUUUUUUGAUACUCCCCAUUCAACAUGAAUUCAGCACUGCCCAGAUCAUAAAAUGCAUCUAGUCCCAUUCAAUGAACUGCUUGUAUUCUUCCCUGAAGACCUAGAAAUGUGGACCAAAUACAUUCUUUUCAAAAAGCAUGUUCUCUACAUAGUGGCAUAAUAGCCAUGUGAUUUGCCUGUUCAAAACAAAAUCACUGAAUAUUCAGAUGCCUAAACAUUUGUCAUUAUUACCAGCAUUUGUGAAGGAAUUUAUCACCAUCAAAGUAGUUUGAGAAAACCAUCUUUACCAUAUGUAUUUAAUCAUUUAAAUAUUUAUAGGAGUGUUCCUAGCAUGCAAACGUCCCAUAUAAAAUUUUAUCUUAAGUUUGCUUCCAUGGAUUUUCAUUCUAGCUGUUAAUCUACAUACAUACUGAAGUUACUUAGAAAUAUAUAGAGAUCUAGCCCUGUAUGGUGAAGAAAUGUGCAAUGAAUAAGACUGGAAUUUGAAUCAGUUGUAGAAUUGCAUUUCUGAAAAAAUGCACCAUCAAUCGUUAAUUGUGUAUACACAUUGGAAGGGAAGAAUUUGUGUUGUUUACAAAUAACACAGUACUAAAGCUUCCCAGAAACCUAAAGCUGGAAUAAAUGUAAUAUAUUGUUUCAUUUAAGUGACCAGUGUUCCAUUCAGUUUUAAAACCAAUCUCUCAUUGUAUAUUAACCAUCAUAAAAUCUUCAAGUUACAAACAUUACUGUAUUGCAAAAGAAAUUCAGAAUUUUGAAACAAUAAACAUUUAAAUCUGUAGUGUAUGCAUCAUGAAAAAUAUUUAAUCACUGCAGAAAAGAAAAAUAUUAAAAUUCAGUGUAAAUUUACAUUACUGUUGGAUAAAGUUGUUAACUUUUCCUUCAUGUUAAAGCUAUUACUGUGUACUGCAUUGCAAUAUUGUUUAUAUUUUAAAUUGCUUAAUUUGCUGUAAAGUGCUUCUGUGCACCCUGAGGUUAUGAAAGGGAGUGUAUAAUUGCAAGUUUGUUCUUCUUUGUACAUAAUUAGGAUUAACUAUCAAUGCAAGGUGUGACAAAAACACAUUAUCACUGUAUGUUGGCAUACUAUGAUAGAUAAAUACAGUAUAUACUGAGUGAUGGA
Molecule: messenger RNA, 6290 nt
Organism: Carcharodon carcharias (great white shark)
Lineage: Eukaryota; Metazoa; Chordata; Chondrichthyes; Lamniformes; Lamnidae
Gene: rb1cc1
Product: RB1-inducible coiled-coil 1
Exons: 23
Coding region: 198-5012 (1604 amino acids)
Biological process (GO): autophagy of peroxisome; reticulophagy; autophagy of mitochondrion
Cellular component (GO): phagophore assembly site membrane; extrinsic component of membrane; Atg1/ULK1 kinase complex
Molecular function (GO): molecular adaptor activity; protein kinase binding
Source: RefSeq, a predicted model, not a curated record